This is a messenger RNA of Archocentrus centrarchus (flier cichlid), 926 nucleotides long. RefSeq names its product SEC61 translocon subunit beta (gene sec61b). Gene Ontology annotation, cellular component: Sec61 translocon complex. The coding region runs from base 16 to 537 and encodes 173 amino acids. The transcript is spliced from 4 exons. Gene Ontology annotation, biological process: intracellular protein transport. Lineage: Eukaryota; Metazoa; Chordata; Actinopteri; Cichliformes; Cichlidae. The record is from RefSeq and is a predicted model, not a curated record.
AUAACGUUUUGGUGAAUGUUUUUUUUAUGUGUGUUGAAUGCCGUCAGCCGUCAGGCUUCUAUCUGGUCGCCUACGUUGGUCUUGUGUUUUGCAAUCGUGUCCUUUUUAGACGAGCGUCAGCUUUGUGAGAGCUCUUCUCAAGUUUUCCGCACGUCGACUGUCUGUCGCUCAUCCGACGUGGACAUCAGCUUGAAGAGCUUCCCGGUGUUUAAGCUCGCAUCAGGACAAAAAAACCCCAACAAAAUGCCUGGACCAGCAGCAAGUGCCACCAAUGUUGGAGCCUCUAGCCGUUCCCCCAGCAAGACAGUGGCUCCCCGUGCAGCAGGCUCCACAGUCAGACAGAGGAAAGCUACCAGCAGUGGUACACGCAGUGGUGGCAGGGCCACAGGAUCUGCUGGCACAGGCGGCAUGUGGCGCUUCUACACUGAAGAUUCACCAGGACUCAAAGUCGGCCCAGUGCCCGUGCUGGUGAUGAGCCUGCUGUUCAUUGCGUCGGUCUUCAUGCUGCACAUCUGGGGGAAAUACACCCGCUCUUAAACCCCAGCCUGAUGACCCCUGACCUUGCGCCUCAGUUUCUUAAAUCUUUGGACCUGGACCAAACAACAAGUGACCCACCUCACCCUCCCACAUCCUUUCUAUGCUGUCACUACAACACACACAUUGGAUUUUUGUACCCAAUCAUCUGCAUCUGACUCUGGCGACCACCUUGUCGCUCCUUCGCAUCACUCUGUGUGUCAGGCGCGAUGGGGUGAAUUGGAGGAAGCCAUGUCGCUGCCUCUCCAAGCGGCAGGAGCAGCACGUGUUCACCUACUGCUGCAUGAAGAUUAAGUGCAGUGCCUAAGGACAUUGUUGUUUUCAGGCCCCCCCCACAAACAUUUCUCCCUGUAGCCUGAAUUGCAUUUUUUUUUUUUUUUUUUUUUUGUUAA